Molecule: messenger RNA, 363 nt
Organism: Brugia pahangi
Lineage: Eukaryota; Metazoa; Nematoda; Chromadorea; Rhabditida; Onchocercidae
Source: the annotation of a GenBank genome assembly
AUGGGUGUUGUUGAUAAAGAAAUUGCACUCGUUACUAUUGUUUUAUGUAUAUCUGUUGCUUAUUUCAUCCUUGUUUUUAUAAUCUUUUUCAUUUGUAUUCGAUUUCAGCCACAUCGAUUCAUUCAAUCACAUAAAGUAUGCACAUUUGAAGAAACGCAUUCUUCAUACUUGGAUUGCUCGAUGAUCGCAAAAUGUUGUCCAUGUCCAAUUUUCAGUUUUCGACAAUUCUUGAAAUCUUGUUGCUGUGAUUCGGAGAAAUUGCGACGUAAUGUAAACUGUGAAUGCAUACGACCAACUAUCCAUGGUUCACAAAGUACUGAAGGUUUAAACUUUGUUUGUUGUCAAGUUAUUGGUAACAAUUAG